Molecule: messenger RNA, 807 nt
Organism: Pyricularia grisea
Lineage: Eukaryota; Fungi; Ascomycota; Sordariomycetes; Magnaporthales; Pyriculariaceae
Exons: 4
Coding region: 1-807 (268 amino acids)
Biological process (GO): mycotoxin biosynthetic process
Source: RefSeq, a predicted model, not a curated record
AUGUCCACAAGAAUGAGUAUAGUCCAUGAAUCGAGUCCAGAACUCGAAAGAUUCACGGAGAAGCCCUCGUUCGAGAGCGAUGGAAUGCUAAGCCAAGAACUCGGCCAUGGCCAUUCGGAUCAUAGCCGUCGAUUUGUCAGGUCCAAGUUUUGGACUGCUUUUCACUGGCUCAAAUGGCUUCUAUUUUUGCUUCUGAUCGCCAGCGCACUUUUCGUGCUACUCCGCCAGCCACCGCGUCCUCUUCAGGUUGGCGACGACAUUUACGGCGCUCUUCCGAAGGUUUCCUACGAACAAGUCAUCUUUGAGGACCAGGUGGAGAAUUACACUCCCAACUUCACCUCAGAAGCGCAAUCGCGCGAGGUGUUGGAGCGAUGGAGAUCCUUGGUCCCAAUGGGAAGUGGGAACGUGAACAUUGGCGACCUUGAUCAGUAUCCGGACACAAUCCCCCAACCUUUCAAGAUCAAUGGCUUUGGCCAGCUGUAUAUGGUAUCCUGGGUGAACCAGAUGAAGUGUCUGUAUGACAUCAUGAACGCGUACGAUGUUCUUGUUCGUCUUGGCCCCACUGGAUCCGAAGGUCUUCCAACCAAGGGCAGGGCGCAUCCAAGGACUCGCCAGUGCUUUGACUAUCUACGGCAGGCCAUUAUGUGCCACGGUGACAUGACACUGGAGGGUGCUUCAGGACAGGGACCUCCUCGUGGAAGUGACGGGUAUGGCGCAAAACACAUAUGCCGCAACAGGGCUGAGUCGUUUGAGUGGAUUGGUGCGCACCGGCCCUUCGAUGAUCAGGACGUGCUUGGCGACUCUUAA